AUGGAGGAGGGAGGCCGUCACAGUUUGGCCCUGCUUAUUGAGGUGGUGGGUCAAAUCGAUAAACUAACGUCUGACAUUGACUUUGACCUGGAGCCGGAUGACUGGACGGUGGCCACAGCCAGCAGUACGUCCAGCAGUGAGCGGGGUCUGGGAGAAGCCUUCAGACUGGACUUCCUCAAUGCAGACGUGCUUUCUGACAGCUGGGAGUUCUGCAGCUACUUAGAGGCGGCGGGUGCGGCCGCUCGCAGAUGUAGUGAGCAACCUGGGGACCCGCGACAGGAGCUGGGCCGUGGGACUAUCCCCACCCAGACCCAGACCCCCACCCCGCCCCCCACCACUGCCUCAGUCUACUCCCAGAUGAAUGGUGGGCUGCCCAUCCCCAACGGACCACGCAUCAUCACUCCAGAUUCAUCCAGCGAGGAGGCCAGCAGCUCCACGUACAGCCAAAAAACCUCCCGCACCUCUGGCACAAGAGAGCGAGUCCGUUUCAGUGACAAAAUUCUCUACCACGCGUUGUGCUGUGAUGACGAUGAGGACGAGGAGCAGGAAGAGCUACAAGAGGACAAAAGCGGCUGUGCUACACCAGAUAGCGAUACUGAGCCCAGCCUCCUGACUGGCUCACUUGCCCCAAAACGUUCUUCCUCUGAGCACUCGCUCCUUCAUAACUGUCUGGAUCCUUCCUUUGUCUCCUCGCCGGUGAAGGCGAUGACGGGAUCUCACACGUUACCCAGAAAAGGUCUCUUAAACCCUGGCUGCCGCAAAAAACUGUUACGAAACAGCAGCACACAAACUGUCUCAGACAAGAGCACCCAAACUGUACUGCCCUAUAUUCCAACCAAACAGAAAACAAAGGACCACUGA
Menidia menidia (Atlantic silverside) is the source of this 861-nucleotide messenger RNA. NCBI's taxonomy places the organism in Eukaryota, Metazoa, Chordata, Actinopteri, Atheriniformes, Atherinopsidae. The record is from the annotation of a GenBank genome assembly.